CCCCUACAAUUUAUGACAUGAGGUGAAGUAAUAUUAACCUCAAAAAUUCGCAUGUAUAUACAUUUAAUACAUUGUAAUAAUAAUUUUAAUAAUGAGUGAUGUAGAAGAUAUAAAAUCGAAUAAAAAAACUAGAACGAGGAUUCGACGAAAAGUAAAGUUUGAAAAAGAAGUUUUUUCGAAGGAGGAAGCUCAAAAAAUAUUGGAUAAAGAUUCGGAGAAAAAAUAUAAACAAAAACCACCUAAAAAACGUAAAAAAGGACAGGAAGAAGUUAUAAAUAAAACAGAGAGUGGACCUAAAAAGAAGAAAAAUGACUCAGAUGAUUUAAAUAACCUAGAAAAUGAAAAACCCAAAAAGAAAAAGAAGAAAUCGAAAGUUGAACCAAAUCUUGAAGAAAUUUCGUCAAAAGAUGACCAAGAUCUUGAAACAGAUGACUUAAACCAGGCAGAUUCACCAGAAGAAUCUAAAAAAACCGAAUCGAUACGAUCAAGGAAACGAAAAAAAUACCAACUUUUGUUAGAGGAGAAAAAGUUAAAAUCAGAAUUAAAUUUACAACAAAAAUGUUUGAAUUAUUUAUCACAAUGGAAACAUAGUAAAGAUACGUGGAAAUUUGAAAAAUUAAAGCAAGUUUGGAUUCAACAAAACAUGUUUAAUCAAGUUAAAAUUCCUGAUGAAGCUUGGGAAAUUGUUGUGGAUUAUUUUAAUAAUUCUAAAGGAAAAAUUAAGUCUACCGUGAUUGCUGGGGCUUUAAAAAUUAUCGAAGAAAAUAAAAAUGUUGAGGAAAAUGAGGAUAAUGAUGAUGAUAGUGAAGUUAUGUAUAAAAGAGCUAGGUUUAUUAUACAAAAUAUACAAGAAUAAAUUUAGUUUUAUGUACAAUUUAAUUA
This is a messenger RNA of Onthophagus taurus, 882 nucleotides long. Its product is annotated as cholesin. NCBI's taxonomy places the organism in Eukaryota, Metazoa, Arthropoda, Insecta, Coleoptera, Scarabaeidae. The record is from RefSeq and is a predicted model, not a curated record.